AUGGCAGAUUCACUUGAAAAUGAUAUUUCUGAAGAUUCUCCAAAAGGUUCAAGACGGCUUAGAAGGUCAACGGCUUCUGAAGCAAAUUCACGUCAAAGUACAUUAGAACGUUUAAAACAAGCAAGAAUGACUGGAAAAGCUUUUCGUGCUCGGGUUGAUGAUUUAAUACAAGAUGUUUAUGUUGAAGUUGAUGAUGAAGAAUAUCAGGCAAAGAAACAAUUUUAUAGAGAAUUUGUUGAGGAUGAUGUUGGUGCCUCAUAUUAUGACGAGGAUUCUGAAGACGAUGAGGAAAAUGAAAAACAAAUUAAAAAGAAAAAAGAAGGAAAAAAAGUCAAACCGGGGACAAUUAAACAUCAUUUUCAAUCAAUUUCAAAUAAUAAAAAACCAUCAGACGAGAAAAAUAUUCGAGUUGAAGACGACGAUAUUUUAAACGAAUGUUUGGCAGAUAUUAUUGGAACAAAUAAUUUAUCUACAGAAAAAACAGUUUCAGUUUUUGAAGAUCCAUUUUUAAAUACUUCCUUACAUAAACAACAACAAUCUCCUCAAAAAGCUUCUCAAAAUGAAUCAGAUAUUCAGAGUAUAAAUCCUUUUAAAACGGAUGCUUUGUCUAAAUCGACGCAGAACAUUAAAUUUUCAAAAAGUGCCCAACCUUGUACUCCGUCCACUUCAAUUACCUCCCUUCAAUUAGACGAACCAGAUAUUGAUGAUGUUGAUUUGACUGAAAAUGAAAUUAUUGAUGUUGAAAAUGGGAAAAAUAACUUUGAAGAUAAUAUCGAAACUUUACAAACAGAAAAACAAAAAUUUCCAAAAUCUCCUUCAAUUGAGACAAAAACAACAACUCAAAGAAAAAGGGAUGCUUCGCCUAUUUCAAUUCCAGAAAGGCCAAUGAAAUUAUUACGUGUUGAUUCUGAUUCACUCAAAUUUUAUUUUCUCGAUGCUUUUGAAAAUAUUUACACAAAACCUGGGACAGUUUAUUUAUUUGGAUAUUUAAAUUCAACAGAUGUUAAACCCCAAAGUUGUUGCAUUACUUUAAGAAAUAUUACAAAACAAUUAUUUUUUCUAAAACGGGAAAUUUUUGUAACCAAAUGUUUUAUUUCGCCUGAUGCUUCUGUGCCUAAAGAAUGUCAAACAGUUGAAGUUUGGGCUAAGUGCAAUUUUGGACGUAUCCCUACAAAUCUUUCUGGUGACUGUUUCAGCCAUGUAAUGAACACAACAACUACUGCUUUAGAACGUGUUCUCAUUGAGCGUGAAAUUUUUGGUCCGUGUUGGCUUGAAAUUCAAAAUGCCAGAAAAAAAGAAGAUGGGGAUCCUCACGUUUCUUAUUGCCAACAUGAAUAUUCACUAAAUAUGGAUCAAAUGGAUUAUAUUUCUAUGUCCUCUACUUUGCCUACUCCAUUACCUCCACCUUCAAUUACUUUAGUUAUUGUUAUGAUUUCUUUAAUUCAUCACUCCUGUAAUUUAGAAAUGUCUACAAAUUUUGAUCCAAAAUCUUUAAUAACUAAACGAUUUUGUGUUGUUUCAAAAUUCAACAAAGGAUUGCCUCUUCCAUUUGAUUUGGAGGACCAAUUAAAAAAUAAUGGAAUUUCAACAAUGGUUCGUAAAGUUGGCGAUGAAUUGUCGUUGUUAAACAUUUUCUUAUCAAAAAUUGCAGAACUUGAUCCAGAUAUGAUUUUGGCACAUGAUUUAAACGCUCAAUUAACAUUACUUCAGACAAGAAUUGAAAAGUAUAAUAAACUUAAAAAAUGGGAUAGGCUUGGUCGAAUAAAGAAUAAGGACCAAAUUCAAAAGAUUGGCCGAUCGAAAUUUGCUCAAUGGGAAUUAACUGCUGGAAGGCUUUGUUUAGAUUCGAAAAUAGCUGCUUCUGAACUGAUACAUUGCCGAAGUUAUGAAAUGGAAGAUUUAGUUGAAACUUUAUUGAAGAUGAACAGACAAAAUCUUAGCACGGAACAAAUAUCAGAGCCUUUUUUAAUAACAAAUCCAAAAAUUAAAUUAAUUGAUUUAAUUAAAUGGAAUUGGAAUGAGAAUUUAUAUACACUUAAACUUGUUGAGCAUCUUAAUUCUAUUCCCUUGUUUGUACAAAUUACACAAAUUGUUGGUGGAGUUUUGUCACGUACAUUAAUGGGCGGUCGGGCAGAAAGAAAUGAAUAUUUACUACUCCAUGCUUGCCAUCGAAACAAUUGCAUUCCACCUGAUAAAUACAAUGAAAUAAAUGAUGGAGAUAUUGAAGUAGUUGUGGAUACUGAACCUAUUCAAGAAGAAGAAAAUGAAAUAACAGCUCCUAAACAAGAAGAGAAAAUAACUAAAAAUAACAAAAAAACACAAUAUACUGGUGGUUUGGUUUUGGAACCAAAAAUAGGACUUUAUGAAACAUUUAUUGUACUUUUGGAUUUUAACAGUUUAUAUCCAAGUAUUAUUCAAGAAUUUAAUAUUUGUUUUACUACUGUUGACCAGGCUUUUGAUGAUUUGGCAGAAAUUGAUUUACCUAAUGCACCCGGCUCAAGUCGUCCAGAUGGAAUUUUAAAAAAUGAAAUUCGAAAACUUGUGAAUAGGCGAAAAGAAGUUAAGAAAAUAAUGAGUAAAGAAAAACACGAUUCUGAAAAAUACCAACAAUAUAAUAUAAGGCAACUCGGUCUUAAAUUAACAGCUAACAGUAUGUACGGAUGUUUAGGCUUCAAACAAUCACGCUUUUUUGCUAAAACUCUCGCAGCAAUGAUUACCUCAAAGGGAAGAGAAUUACUUUUGCAUGCAAAAACUUUGGUUGAGAAUGAAAACUUUUCUGUAAUUUAUGGUGACACCGAUUCUUUAAUGAUAAAUACAAAUACUACAAACUUUUUGGAAGCUAAACAAAUUGGACAAAAACUUAAACAAGUUGUUAAUAAAAAUUAUUCUCUUCUUGAAUUAGAUAUUGAUGGAAUUUAUAAAAGACUUCUUUUGUUGAAGAAAAAGAAAUAUGCAGCACUUUCUGUUGAUUUUAAUGAUGAAAAUUUAACUACAGCCGAAUUGAAAGGAUUGGAUAUUGUGAGGAGAGAUUGGUCUGAAUUGGCAAAAGAUAUUGGAUUAGAGAUUGUCAAUUUAAUUCUUUCCUCAAUUGAUCGAAAAACACUUAUUGAACGAAUAACUUCUGUUCUAGCUUUACGACGAGAAGAUUUAGAGGAUGGACGAUUCCCAUUAGAAAAAUUUGAAAUCUUAAAGCAAUUAACACGAGACCCCGCUGAUUACAAAGAUAUAAAAUCACAACCACAUGCAGUUAUUGCACGCCGAUUGAAUGAAUCUAAAAAGUUUAGACUACGGCAGGGUGAUAUUGUAAAAUAUAUUAUUUGUACGGAUGGGACAAAUAACCCUCCAACUCAAAGAGGAUACCACUCAUCUGAAAUUUUAGCCAAUGAUGAAUUAUCUGUUGAUAAGAAUUACUACUUAGCUCAACAAAUUCACCCAGUUGUCAUGCGACUUUGUGAACCAAUCGUUGAAAUAGACGCCUAUAAAAUCGCAGAAAUUUUGGGCCUUGAUCCAUCUGGAUAUCGAAAGAGAAUUUUUGAGGCUAGUAAUGGGGGAGAUAACGCCGACACAUUUGGUAUAAGUAAAGAUGAGAAAAUUGAUCUUUCUGUUAUUUUUGCACCUUUUAUUCUUAAAUAA
This is a messenger RNA of Meloidogyne enterolobii, 3633 nucleotides long. NCBI's taxonomy places the organism in Eukaryota, Metazoa, Nematoda, Chromadorea, Rhabditida, Meloidogynidae. The record is from the annotation of a GenBank genome assembly.